UUGAUAGUACAGCAAGUUCUAUCUGGUGCAGCUUUACGUCCGUCACUCAAAAUCAGUCUGUUUCUCUAAGGCUCACCACUGAUUCGACAGACAACCUCACAACAAGUCCAACUACACCAGAUAAACAAACAAGUACUCCUAAAUCGAUCAAACAAACAAGUCCAACUACAUCGGAUGAACAAAAGAGUACUCCUACAGCGAUCAAACAAACAAGUCCAACUACAUCGGAUAAACAAACAAGUACUUCUACAUCCAUCAAACAAACAAGUCCAACUACACCAUAUAAACAAACAAGUACUCCUACAGCGAUCAAACAAACAAGUCCAACUACACCAGAUAAACAAACAAGUACUCCUAAAUCCAUCAAACAAACAAGUCCAACUACACCAGAUAAACAAACAAGUACUCCUACAUCCUUCAAACAAACAAGUCCAACUACACCAGAUAAACAAACAAGUACUCCUACAUCCUUCAAACAAACAAGUCCAACUACACCAGAUAAACAAACAAGUACUCCUAAAUCCAUCAAACAAACAAGUCCAACUACACCAGAUAAACAAACAAGUACUCCUACAUCCAUCAAACAAACAAGUCCAACUACACCAGAUAAACAAACAAGUACUCCUACAUCCAUCAAACAAACAAGUCCAACUACACCAGAUAAACAAACAAGUACUGCUACACCCAUCAAACAAACAAGUCCAACUACAUCAGAUAAACCAACAAGUCCUCCAAUGCAAACAAGUUCAACAACACCAGCUAAACAAACAAGUUCAACUAGAGCAAAUCAACAAAAAUCAAGUCAGUCGACAACUUACCAACAGAGAUUGAGUCUAACUACAGAAUAUCGUAAGUUAGCUACUCAUCCAAUGGCAAGAGGAACGUCUCCUCCACCUCACAAAGAUUCUAGCUCUGAAGGAAUUCCUAUAUACAUUAUUGCUGCGGCAAGCGUUGGUGCACUAGUUUUGAUCUUCGUGAUCGUCAUCAUUAUUGUUUGCUGCAAACGAAAAUCAGCUCGCAAAAGAGAAUUGAACUCAGAUCUUCAAACAACUGCACACAUUUACGCAAACAGCAAUACUGCAGAAACGAAGUUUUGGUUAGAUGUGAACGUCGACGGUACCCCAUCCGAUUCGAUGACGUUUUUGCCGUCCAAGCAAAACCCCAAGGCAAACGACGUGUUAUCGACUCCUUUCGAAGAAGAAUCUGCUGAACAAUCCAAACUCUCGACUUUUCUUUCUAACGUCGUUGAAACGCAUCCAGCUGCUCGGGGAGAACCGCUACAUCCAGACAACCAGGCAGCUUCAGCCACUGACGAUGAUAGAAAAUCAGUAAACCAGGAUUUGCCUCAAUACAAAGAGACAAGUAUUCAAACAACCUCUACAGUGAACCCAGGGAAGCAUUACGCUUUACCAAGUUGUUCAAACGGCUCUGGACCCCGGGAUUCUUCGAAUCCACAGGUUCCUAUUCCGUUCUAUGAAGUCAUUCCGUGUCGGAAGGCCGAAGAAGUGGAUGACGUCAACAAUGUGACGUUGGUAGAAUCUCGGGUAGAAUUCAACCAAGACGCGAAAAAUAAAAUGGGGAAUUUCAAAACAGCAGAAGAAGGAGGGUCUCUUCAAGUUACUAAAAUUUAUGCUACAGUCGACAUGGCCAAGAAAACAACCAAAGAAGAACCUCCAGCAAAGACGAGUGAAGUUCAGUAUGAAGAGCUAGAAACGAGUUGUUCUUGCUCAAUCCAACAGCAACUAGCAAAACCAAGUGUCGUAUAUUCUGAAAUGAAUUCUGAGCAACCACCGCCCAGAAGCGACAAACAGAAACUCUGAGAGACUGAGAAACGCAAAUUUUCAAUCAACGGUUUAACAUUCUUCAAACAUCAAAUUGUCGCUGUUUAGUUGGUUUCAAUUUUCAGCAUUAAUUUCUAAUUUUUGCAUAACAUUUUUAGAUUUUUUGAUUGUCGACUUCAGCUGUAACGUUGCUAACAGUUACAAAGAGACAAAGCAUUCGCUUUAUUGUACUGUCAACAAAAUACACAAAAACUGGUCUUUGAG
Molecule: messenger RNA, 2045 nt
Organism: Corticium candelabrum
Lineage: Eukaryota; Metazoa; Porifera; Homoscleromorpha; Homosclerophorida; Plakinidae
Exons: 8
Coding region: 735-1820 (361 amino acids)
Source: RefSeq, a predicted model, not a curated record